Mercurialis annua (annual mercury) is the source of this 630-nucleotide messenger RNA. Its product is annotated as 60S ribosomal protein L35a-3. The transcript is spliced from 5 exons. The coding region runs from base 97 to 435 and encodes 112 amino acids. Lineage: Eukaryota; Viridiplantae; Streptophyta; Magnoliopsida; Malpighiales; Euphorbiaceae. Gene Ontology annotation, molecular function: structural constituent of ribosome. Gene Ontology annotation, cellular component: cytosolic large ribosomal subunit; ribosome. The record is from RefSeq and is a predicted model, not a curated record. Gene Ontology annotation, biological process: ribosomal large subunit biogenesis; cytoplasmic translation.
AAGAACAAUAAAUUAGGGUUUUAGCUUUCAUUCACUCACAGUAAGGGCACCGUCGCCACUCACAGAGCUCAGCUUAGCCUCAAGAAAUCAAGCAAAAUGGUGAAGGGUAGUCAAGGAGAAAGAAUCAGACUCUAUGUCAGAGGAACAAUCUUGGGUUACAAGAGAUCCAAGUCAAACCAAUACCCAAACACCUCAUUGAUCCAGAUUGAGGGAGUGAACACCAAGGAAGAGGUCACCUGGUAUGCAGGCAAGCGCAUGGCUUAUGUCUACAAGGCCAAGGUGAAGAAGAAUGGAUCGCACUACCGUUGCAUCUGGGGGAAGGUUGCUAGACCACAUGGUAACAGUGGUGUUGUUAGAGCCAAGUUCAAGUCAAACUUGCCACCAAGAUCCAUGGGUGAUAAGGUUCGAGUUUUCAUGUACCCCAGCAAUAUCUAAGACUCUCAAGAUUCCUUGAUGGCCGAUGGAGUUCAUGGUUUACUUAGAGGGAUCUACUGUUACUUGUUUUAUAAUUUAAGUUUAAAUGUGUUCUGCACUUUCAAAUGUUUGCGGAGUUUUGUUGUUAGAAUGUUGAAUUUAACAAUUUUUUUGCAUACUUAUUAAUCUCAGUUAGAGUUUUGCACCUUUUUGGAA